AUGUCUUCCGAACUAGAUUUACUCAGACAAGAGAAUGCUAAGCUUGUGACUGAGAAUUCUUCGCUCUUGGCUAAGGAAGCAGGGCUUAUGGCCAAAAUCGUGGAACUAGAACAGACUGCUAAAGAAAAUGCCGAGCUUAAGGCCAGAGUCGCAAAAUUGGAACAGACUGCAGAAGAAAAUGCCGAGCUUAAGGCUAGAGUCGCAAAAUUAGAACAGAAGCAGUUACAAAACGGUAUUUCUUCCGAUACCCGUCCAUCCAACUCCUCGUCCAUAUCGCCAGAAGAUAAAGAGGUCGAUGAUUUCGAAUAUGAAUGUCAUUGA
Molecule: messenger RNA, 321 nt
Organism: Paraglomus brasilianum
Lineage: Eukaryota; Fungi; Glomeromycota; Glomeromycetes; Paraglomerales; Paraglomeraceae
Source: the annotation of a GenBank genome assembly